AGGAGCGUCCUCUUCAACCUCCUUUCGUCGCGCGUGGAUAUGCUGAGGAAGAGGAGGAAGAGGAACAGACAGAGAUGAGAGAGAGAGAGAGUGGCGUAGAAAUCACUUGACGAAUCCGAUCUCUCAGUCGCUCCAACAAAAAGCUUCUUGCGAACGCAAAAGGGGGAACGUGGUGUUCGUCUCCCGCCCAUAACUGUCUCUCACAUCGGCCAUCUAUUUCGUCGCCUAAUCUUUGGAUUUCGUGUUGGAAAACCCUAAUCUUCUUUAUUUGAUCGCUCUUCCCCAUUUGUUCUCUUUUCCUUGCUUCGCUUGUAUUUCGAUUGACGUUUUCUCCAUCGCUUCCUACGUUUUCCUGAUGCAUUCUGUUCGCUUCAAUUAACUUGUAACUGGACUUCUUUUUCGAUCCAGAUUUAAGAGAAUUUCAAGGUUUAGUUUUCCAAUGGCAAAAGGUGGCAGGGGCCGACGUAGAAUUGCAUCUCGACAAUACCGGUCAACACCAUACCCAUUGAUGUCCUGCAAUCAGGAUAUUUCAAUGGACUUGUGCCCAAGGAGAUGCUCCAAAGGCUUGGACAAGAAAGAUUGGGAAGAUGUAACUUGUUCUGUGUGCAUGGAGUACCCACACAAAGCUGUUCUUCUUCUGUGUUCCUCUCAUGACAAUGGUUGCCGUCCCUACAUGUGUGGAACUAGCUUUCGCUAUUCCAACUGUCUCGACCAAUAUAAGAAAGCUUAUACUAAAGUGAUACCAUCCAGUGGUACUGUUGAGAAUCCAAUUGUGGUGUCAGAUUCUGGUUGGCGUGUUGAGAAGUGUGAAGUCUCUGAGCUUGCCUGCCCCCUUUGCCGGGGCCAGGUAAAAGGAUGGACUGUGGUGGAACCUGCACGAGAAUAUCUAAACGAGAAAAAGAGAAGCUGCAUGCAGGAUAACUGUUCAUUUGUUGGAACGUUCAAGGAGCUAAGAAAACACACGAGGGCAGAUCAUCCUUGUGCACAACCACGUGAACUGGAUCCAGUUCUUGAGCAAAAAUGGAGAAGACUUGAGCGAGAGCGUGAACGAGACGAUGUCAUGAGCACAAUAGGAUCAACCAUGCCGGGGGCAAUGGUUUUUGGAGAUUAUGUUAUAGAGGGAAAUCAUUAUGAUUUUGAUAUGGAUGAAGAUGGGGGAUUUGAUGCAGAUGGAGGGAGGCAUGGAGGCUUUGGAGUAGGUUUGGAUGGUAAUCUGGUUAACGUCUUCCUCCUCUUGCAUCAUGCAUUUGGCCCAUCAGGUAAUGACCUAAGUAGACGGCUUAGACAGUCUGAAAGGGUGUACCACCAUCCAACAAAUGAUGGUACUGCUGGUGUUCGACACAGCUCUCCUGUUGGCAGCUUGGAUUCAUCUGAUCAAGAUGAUUACAGUGACAGCAACAAUGACAAUGGUGAUGAUGGUAGUCUCUCAUUAGUUAACCGCCUUCGGCGUCAUGGUAGGGUUCUUUUGGGACGAUCUGCUAGGAGACGAAGGCGUAGAGAAGCCAAUGGAAGUCAUGGAUAGAUCAAAUAGUACUGCAUAAAAUGGAAGAAGGGGACAAAGAUGUAGGUACAUUGCCUUUUGAUAAAAAAGUUGGUAGAAAGUAAAAGGUAAUUCAUACAACUCAAUUUGCACAUUAGCAAUAGGUCGUAUUCCUUCCAUUUUGUCAUCUUCUAGUCUUCAUCCUCACUGUCUUCCAUAUUCUCUAUGCAGCAAUAAUAUGUAAACUGGUAACUAUAAUGAAGUUGUUCUGGGAUAUCCACUGUGCUUGUGUUACAGGUGGGAUGUAUAA
Molecule: messenger RNA, 1790 nt
Organism: Tripterygium wilfordii
Lineage: Eukaryota; Viridiplantae; Streptophyta; Magnoliopsida; Celastrales; Celastraceae
Exons: 3
Coding region: 440-1522 (360 amino acids)
Source: RefSeq, a predicted model, not a curated record